This is a messenger RNA of Mercenaria mercenaria, 17633 nucleotides long. RefSeq names its product serine-rich adhesin for platelets-like. The record is from RefSeq and is a predicted model, not a curated record. The transcript has 16 exons. NCBI's taxonomy places the organism in Eukaryota, Metazoa, Mollusca, Bivalvia, Venerida, Veneridae. The coding region runs from base 159 to 16478 and encodes 5439 amino acids.
UUUUGCCAAAAUUAAUAAUAUGUUUCUAGUAUGCAUACCCUACUAUCAAUCCCGAUGUUUCGUGAAUGUGACACACAUGGUAUUAAUACAUUUGAAUAGUUACGUAAAUAUUAAUAAGCUGUCGGAAGUAAGUAUGAAAUAGUAUAUACAUUGCAGCUAUGGAAAUUCGUAUGCUAAAACUGUUGUGUGUUCUGUCGAUUAUGUGGUCCACUUCAAAUCUUGGAACACUGACUUCUACAGUUGCAAGCAGCUCUGAAACAACAGAAUCGGAAACAUCAGGUCAAACUUCCGCACCUGAAACACCGGCUUCUACAGUUGCAAGCAGCUCUGAAACAACUGAAUCGGCAACAUCAGGUCAAACUUCAACCACUGAAACACUGACUUCUACAGGUCCAAGCAGCUCUGAAACAACUGAAUCGGCAACAUCAGGUCAAACUUCAUCCACUGAAACACUGACUUCUACAGGUCCAAGCAGCUCUGAAACAACUGAAUCGGCAACAUCAGGUCAAACUUCAACCACUGAAACACUGACUUCUACAGUUGCAAGCAGCUCUGAAACAACUGAAUCGGCAACAUCAGGUCAAACUUCAGCCACCGAAACACCGACUUCUACAGUUGCAAGCAGCUCUGAAACAACAGAAUCGGAAACAUCAGGUCAAACUUCCGCACCUGAAACACUGUCUUCUACAGUUGCAAGCAGCUCUGAAACAACUGAAUCGGCAACAUCAGGUCAAACUUCAGACACCACUGAAACAUCGACUUCUACAGUUGCAAGCAGCUCUGAAACAACAGAAUUGGCAACAUCAGGUCAAACUUCAGCCACUGAAACACCGACUUUUUUAGUUGCAAGCAGCUCUGAAACAACUGAAUCGGCAACAUCAGGUCAAACUCCAGCCACCACCGAAACACCGACUUCUACAGUUGCAAGCAGCUCUGAAACAACAGAAUCGGAAACAUCAGGUCAAACUUCAGCCACUGAAACACCGACUUCUACAGUUGCAAGCAGCUCUGAAACAACAGAAUCGGCAACAUCAGGUCAAACUUCAGCCACCGAAACACCGGCUUCUACAGUUGCAAGCAGCUCUGAAGCAACAGAAUCGACAACAUCAGGUCAAACUUCAACCAACGAAACUCUGACUUCUACAGUUACAAGCAGCUCUGAAACAACAGAAUCGGCAACAUCAGGUCAAACUUCAGCCACUGAAACACUGUCUUCUACAGUUGCAAGAAGCUUUAAAACAACAGAAUCGGCAACAUCAGGUCAAACUACAGCCACUGAAACAUUGUCUUCUACAGUUGCAAGCAGCUUUAAAACAACAGAAUCGGCAACAUCAGGUCAAACUACAGCCACUGAAACACUGUCUUCUACAGUUGCAAGCAGCUUUAAAACAACAGAAUUGGCAACAUCAGGUCAAACUUCAGCCAUUGAAACACUGACUUUUACAGUGCAAGCAGCUCUGAAGCAACAGAAUCGGCAACAUCAGGUCAAACUUCAACAUCAAGGUCUUCAAAUGUGCUACUUACAUGAUUGUUAUCUAAAUUCCACAUUAAUGGAACUCCGUAUUAUAACCACACUGUAUUUUCUAUUGGUCGGUUGGACUAUUUCAUUAACUGUAACCGAAACAGCUGUAAAUACAUCUACGUCUACAAACCAACUCACGCCAAUGAGUCCACCUGACAGCAGUGUAAGUGGUUCUCAGUCCACAAGUCAACCCACGACUGCCUCUACAGUCACGUCAACGAGACUAACUGAGAGCAGUGAAAGUGGAUCUCAGUCGACUAGCCAACCCAUGCCUGCCUCUAAAGUCAUGUCAUCGAGUCCAGCUGACAGCAGUGAAAGUGGUUCUCAGUCUUCGAGACAAACCACGGCUGUCUCUUCAGCAACGUCAUCCAGUCAAACUAACAGCAGUGAAAGUGGUUCUAAGUCUACAAGCCAACCCACGACUGCCUCUACAGUCACGUCAGCAAGGUCAUCUGACAGCAGUGAAAGUGGUUCUCAAUCUACAAGACAUCCCGCAACUGCCUCUACAGUCACGUCAGCAACUCCCACUGACAGCAGUGAAAGUGAUUCUCAGUCUACGAGCCAAUCCACGGCUGUCUCCUCAGCAACGUCAUCCAGUCAAACUAACAGCAGUGAAAGUGGUUCUAAGUCUACAAGCCAACCCAUGACUGUCUCUACAGUCACGUCAGCAAGUUCAACUGACAGCAGUGAAAGAGAUUCUCAGUCUACGAGCCAAUCCAUGGCUGUCUCUUCAGCAACGUCAUCCAGUCAAACUAACAGCAGUGAAAGUGGUUCUCAAUCUACAAGACAUCCCGCAACUGCCUCUACAGUCACGUCAGCAACUCCAACUGACAGCAGUGAAAGUGAUUCUCAGUCUACGAGCCAAUCCACGGCUGUCUCCUCAGCAACGUCAUCCAGUCAAACUAACAGCAGUGAAAGUGGUUCUAAGUCUACAAGCCAACCCAUGACUGUCUCUACAGUCACGUCAGCAAGUUCAACUGACAGCAGUGAAAGAGAUUCUCAGUCUACGAGCCAAUCCAUGGCUGUCUCUUCAGCAACGUCAUCCAGUCAAACUAACAGCAGUGAAAUUGGUUCUAAGUAUACAAGCCAACCCACGACAGCCUCUACAGUCACGUCAGCAAGUCCAACUGACAGCAGUGUAAGUGGUUCUCAGUCUACAAGCCAACCCACAUCUGCCUCUACAGUGACGCCAGCAAGUCCAACAGACAGCAGUGAAAGUGGUUCACCGUCUACGAGACAAUCCACGACUGUCUCUACAGUCAUAUCAACGAGACCAACUGACAACAGUGUAAGUGGUUCUCAGUCUACAAGCCAACCAACGUUUGUCUCUACAGUCAGGACAAAGGGGCCAACUGACAGCAGUGUAAGUGGUUCACUAUCUACAAGGCAAUCUAUGACUGUCUCUACUGUCACGCCACCAAGUCUAACUCAGAGCAGUAUAAGUGGUUCUCAGACUCCAAGCCAACCUACUGACGGCACUGUAAGUAGUUCUUCGUUUACAAGCCAACCAACCAAUCUAUCUACAGGAACGUCAAAAGGGCCAGCUGACAGCAGUGUAAGUGGUUCUCAAUCUACAAGCCAAUCCACUACUGUCUCUAGGGUCACGCCAACUGGUCCAACUGCCAACAGUGUAAGUGGUUCUCAGUCUACAAGCCAACCCACGUCUAUCUCUACAUUCAGGUCAAAAGGGCCAACUGACAGCAGUGUAAGUGGUUCUCAGUCUACAAGCCAACCCACGUAUGCAUCUACAGUAACGCCAGCAAAGUCAACUGACAACAGUUUAAGUGGUUCUCAUUCAACAAGCCAACCCACGUCUGCCUCUACAGUCACGCCAGCAAGUCCAACUUACAGCAGUGUAAGUGGUACUCAAUAUACGAGCCAAUCUACGACUGUCUCUACAUUCUCGUCAAUAAGACCAACUGACAUCAAUGUAAGUGGUUCUCAUUCUACAAGCCAACUAACGUCUGCCUCUACAGUCACGCCAGCAAGUCCAACUGACAGCAAUGUAAGUGGUUCUCAAUCUACAAGCCAACCAACGUUUGUCUCUACAGUCAGGACAAAUGGGCCCACUGACAGCAGUGUAAGUGGUUCACUAUCUACAAGCCAAUCCAUCACUGUCUCUACUGUCACGCCAAUAAGUCCAACUCAGAGCAGUAUAAGUGGGUCUCAGUCUUCCAGCCAACCUACUGACAGCACUGUAAGUAGUUCUUCGUCUACAGGCCGCCAACCAACAACUGUAUCUAUAGGAACGUCAAAAGGGCCAGCUGACAGCAGUGUAAUUGGUUCUCAAUCUACAAGCCAAUCCACUAUUGUCUCUACAGUCACACCAACGAGUACAACUGACAGCAUUGUAAGUAUUUCUCAGUCUACAAGCCAAACCACGACUGCCUCUACAGUCAGCUCAAAGAUGCCAACUGACAGCAGUGUAAGUGGUUCUCAGUCUACAAGCCAAUCUACGACUUUCUCUACAGCCACGUCAACGAGACCCACUUACAGCAGUGAAAGUGGUUCUCAGUCUACAAGCCAACCCACGUCUGCCUCUACAUUCACGCCAGCCAGUUCAACUGACAGCAGUGUAAGUGGUUCUCAGUCUACAAGCCAACCCACGUCUGCCUCUACAGUCACGCCAGCAAGUCCAACAGACAGCAGUGAAAGGGGUUCACAAUAUACGAGCCAGUCUACGACUGUCUCUAUAUUCUCGUCAACGAGACCAACUGACAGCAAUGUAAGUGGUUCUCAGUCUACAAGCCAACCAACGUCUGCCUCUACAUUGACGCCAGCAAGUUUAACAGACAGCAGUAAAAGUGGUUCACCGUCUACGAGACAAUCCACGACUGUGUCUACAAUCAUAUCAACGAGACCAACUGACAACAGUGUAAGUGGUUCUCAAUCUACAAGUCAAUCCACUACUGUCUCUGCAGUCACGCCAACGAGUCCCACUGACAACAGUGUAAGUGGUUCUCAGUCUACAAGCCAACCCACCUCUGCCUCUACAGUCACGCCAGCAAGUCCAACUGACAUCAGUGCAAGUGGUUCUCAGUCUGCAAGCCAACCCACGUCUGCGUCUACAGUCACGCCAGCAAGUCCAACUGACAGCAGUGUAAGUGGUUCUCAGUCUAUAAGCCAACCCACGUCCGCCUCUAGAGUGACGCCAGCAAGUCAAACUGACAGCAGUGAAAGUGGUUCACCGUCUACGAGCCAAUCCACGACUGUCUCUACAGUCAUAUCAACGAGACCAACUUACAGCAGUAUAAGUGAUUCUCAGUCUACAAGCCAACCAACGUUUGUCUCUACAGUCAGGACAAAGGGGCCCACUGACAGCAGUGUAAGUGGUUCACUAUCUACAAGCCAAUCUAUGACUGUCUCUACUGUCACGACACAAAAUCCAACUCAGAGCAGUAUAAGUGGUUCUCAGUCUUCAAGCCAACCUACUGACAGCACUGUAAGUAGUUCUUCGUCUACAAGCCAACCAACCACUGAAUCUACAGGAACGUCAAAAGGGCCAGCUGUCAGCAGUGUAAGUGGUUCUCAAUCUACAAGCCAAUCCACUAUUGUCUCUACAGUCACACCAACGAGUACAACUGACAGCAUUGUAAGUAUUUCUCAGUCUACAAGCCAAACCACGACUGCCUCUACAGUCAGCUCAAAGAUGCCAACUGACAGCAGUGUAAGUGGUUCUCAGUCUACAAGCCAAUCUACGACUUUCUCUACAGCCACGUCAACGAGACCCACUGACAGCAGUGAAAGUGGUUCUCAGUCUACAAGCCAACCCACGUCUGCCUCUACAGUCACGCCAGCCAGUUCAACUGACAGCAGUGUAAGUGGUUCUCAGUCUACAAGCCAACCCACGUCUGCCUCUACAGUCACGCCAGCAAGUCCAACAGACAGCAGUGAAAGGGGUUCACAAUAUACGAGCCAGUCUACGACUGUCUCUAUAUUCUCGUCAACGAGACCAACUGACAGCAAUGUAAGUGGUUCUCAGUCUACAAGCCAACCAACGUCUGCCUCUACAUUGACGCCAGCAAGUUUAACAGACAGCAGUAAAAGUGGUUCACCGUCUACGAGACAAUCCACGACUGUGUCUACAAUCAUAUCAACGAGACCAACUGACAACAGUGUAAGUGGUUCUCAAUCUACAAGUCAAUCCACUACUGUCUCUGCAGUCACGCCAACGAGUCCCACUGACAACAGUGUAAGUGGUUCUCAGUCUACAAGCCAACCCACCUCUGCCUCUACAGUCACGCCAGCAAGUCCAACUGACAUCAGUGCAAGUGGUUCUCAGUCUGCAAGCCAACCCACGUCUGCGUCUACAGUCACGCCAGCAAGUCCAACUGACAGCAGUGAAAGUGGUUCACAAUAUACGAGCCAGUUUACGACUGUCUCUACAUUCUCGUCAACGAGACCAACAGACAGCAAUGUAAGUGGUUCUCAGUCUACAAGCAAACCAACCUCUGCCUCUACAGUGACGCCAGCAAGUCCAACAGACAGCAGUGAAAGUGGUUCACCGUCUAUGACACAAUCCACGACUGUGUCUACAGUAAUAUCAACCGGACCAACUGACAGCAAUGUAAGUGGUUCUCAAUCUACAAGCCAACCAACGUUUUUCUCUACAGUCAAUACAAAGGGGCCCACUGACAGCAGUGUAAGUGGUUCACUAUCUACAAGCCAAUCUAUGACUGUCUCUACUGUCACGCCACAAAGUCCAACUCAGAGCAGUAUAAGAGGUUCUCAGUCUUCAAGCCACCCUACUGACAGCACUGCAAGCAGUUCUUCGUUUACAAGCCAACCAAGCACUGAAUCUACAGGAACGUCAAAAGGGCCAGCUGUCAGCAGUGUAAGUAGUUUUCAGUCUACCAGCAAACCCACGUCUGCCUCUACAGUCACGCCAGCAAGUCCAAUUGACAGCAGUGUAAGUGGUUAUCAGUCUACAAGCCAACACACGUCUGCCUCUACAGUCACGCCAGCAAGUCCAACUGACAGCAGUGUAAGUGGUUCUCAGUCUACAAGCCAACCAACGUUUUUCUCUACAGUCAAUACAAAGGGGCCCACUGACAGCAGUGUAAGUGGUUCCCUAUCUAUAAGUCAAUCUAUGACUGUCUCUACUGUCACGCCACAAAGUCCAACUCAGAGCAGUCUAAGUCGUUCGCAGUCUUCAAGCCACCCUACUGACAGCACUGCAAGCAGUUAUUCGUUUACAAGCCAAGCAACCACUGAAUCUACAGGAACGUCAAAAGGGCCAGCUGUCAGCAGUGUAAGUGGUUCUCAGUCUACAAGCCGAUCCACUACUGUCUCUGUAGCCACGCCAAUGAGUCCAACUGACAGCAGUGUAAGUGAUUUUCAGUCUACAAGCAAACCCACGUCUGCCCCUACAGUCACGCCAGCAAGCCCAACAGACAGCAGUGUAAGUGGUUCACAAUAUACGAGCCAGUCUACGACUGUCUCUACAUUCUCGUCAACGAGACCAACUGACAGCAAUGUAAGUGGUUCUCAGUCUACAAGCCAACCAACGUCUGCCUCUACAUUGACGCCAGCAAGUUCAACAGACAGCAGUAAAAGUGGUUCACCGUCUACGAGACAAUCCACGACUGUGUCUACAGUCAUAUCAACGAGUCCCACUGACAGCAGAGUAAGUGGUUCUCAGUCUACAAGCCAACCCACCUCUGCCUCUACAGUCACGCCAGCAAGUCCAACUGACAUCAGUGCAAGUGGUUCUCAGUCUACAAGUCAACCCACGUCUGCUUCAACAGUCACGCCAGCAAGUCCAACUGACAGCAGUGAAAGUGGUUCACAAUAUACGAGCCAGUUUACAACUGUCUCUACAUUCUCGACAACGAGACCAACAGACAGCAAUGUAAGUGGUUCUCAGUCUACAAGCCAACCAACCUCUGCCUCUACAGUGACGCCAGCAAGUCCAACAGACAGCAGUGAAAGUGGUUCACCGUCUAUGACACAAUCCACGACUGUGUCUACAGUAAUAUCAACGGGACCAACUGACAGCAGUGUAAGUGGUUCUCAGUCUACAAGCCAACCAACGUUUUUCUCUACAGUCAAAACAAAGGGCCCACUGACAGCAGUCCACGCCAUGAGUCCAACUGACAGCAGUGUAGUGGUUUUCAGUCUACAACAAACACGUUGCCUCUACAGUCCGCCACAGUCCAACGACAGCAGUUUACGCCAGCAAGUCCAACUGACAGCAGUGAAAGUGGUUCACAAUAUACGAGCCAUUUACGACUGUUUUACAUUCUCGUCAACGAGACAACUGACAGCAUGUAAGUGUCCAGUCUACAAGCCAACCAAGUCUGUCACUACGGUGACGCCAGCAAGUCCAACAGCAGCAGUGAAAGUGGUUUACCGUCUACGACACAAUCCAAGAUUGUCUCUACGUCAUAUCAACGAGACCAAUGACAGCAAUCAUGUAAGUGCUUCUCAGUCAACAAACAACCACGUCUGCCUUACAGUCACGCCAGCAAGUCAACUGACAGCUGUAAGUGGAUCUCAAUUACGAGCCAAUCUACGACUGUCUCUAAUUUCGUCAACAAGACCAACUGACAGCAAUGUAGUGUUCCAUCUACAAGCCACCAACGUCUGCCUCUACAGAGCGCCAGCAAGUCUAACUGACAGCAGUCCACCCACGUCUGCCUCUACAGUCACGCCAGCAAGUUCAACUGACAGCAGGGUAAGUGGUUCUCUGUCUACAAGCCAACCAACGUCUGCCUCUACAGUCACACCAGCAAGUUCAACUGACAGCAGUGUAAGUGGUUCACAGUCUACAAGCAACCCCGUCUGCCUCACAGUCACGCCAGCAAGUCCAACUGACAGCAGUGAAAGUGGUUCACAAUAUACGAGCCAGUCUACACUGUCUCUACAUUCUCGUCAACGAGACCAACAGACAGCAAUCAGUGUAAGUGGUUAUCAGUCUACUAGCAAACACACGUCUGCCUCUACAGUCACGCCAGCAAGUCCAACUGACAGCAGUGUAAAUAGUACUCAGUCUACAAGCCAACCCACGUCUGCCUCUACAGUUACGCCAGCAAGUCCAACUGACAGCAGUGAAAGUGGUUCACAAUAUACGAGCCAGUUUACGACUGUUUCUACAUUCUCGUCAACGAGACCAACUGACAGCAAUGUAAGUGGUUCUCAGUCUACAAGCCAACCAACGUCUGUCACUACGGUGACGCCAGCAAGUCCAACAGACAGCAGUGAAAGUGGUUUACCGUCUACGACACAAUCCAAGAUUGUCUCUACAGUCAUAUCAACGAGACCAACUGACAGCAAUGUAAGUGGUUCACAGUCUACAAGCCAACCAACGUUUGUCUCUACAGUCAAGACAAAGGGGCCCACUGACAGCAGUGUAAGUGGUUCCCUAUCUACAAGCCAAUCUAUGACUGUCUCUACUGUCACGACAGCAAGUCCAACUCAGAGCAGUAUAAGUGGUUCUCAGUCUUCCAUUCAACCUACUGACAGCACUGUAAGUAGUUAUUCGUCGACAAGCCAACCAACCAUUGUAUCUACAGGAACGUCAAAAGGGCCAGCUGACAGCAGUGUAAGUGGUUCUCAAUCUACAAGCCUAUCCACUACUGUCUCUACAGUCACGCCAACUGACAACAGUGUAAGUGGUUCUCAGUCUACAAGCCAACCCACGUCUAUCUCUACAUUCAGGUCAAAUGGGCCAACUGACAGCAGUGUAAGUGGUUCUCAAUAUACAAGCCAAUCUACGACUGUCUCUACAGCCACGUCAACUAGACCCACUGUCAGCAGCGAAAGUGGUUCUCAGUCUACAAGCCAACCCACGUCUGCAUCUACAGUCACGUCAGCAAGUUCAAUUAACAGCAGUGUAAGUGCUUCUCAGUCAACAAGACAACCCACGUCUGCCUCUACAGUCACGCCAGCAAGUCCAACUGACAGCAGUGUAAGUGGAUCUCAAUAUACGAGCCAAUCUACGACUGUCUCUACAUUCUCGUCAACAAGACCAACUGACAGCAAUGUAAGUGGUUCUCAGUCUACAAGCCAACCAACGUCUGCCUCUACAGAGACGCCAGCAAGUCUAACUGACAGCAGUGUAAGUGGUUCUCAAUCUACAAGCCAAUCAACGUUUGUAUCUACAGUCAGGACAAAGGGGCCAACUGACAGCAGCGUAAGUGGUUCACUAUCUACAAGCCAAUCUAUGACUGUCUCUACUGUCACGCCACCAAGUCCAACUCAGAUCAGUAUAAGUGGUUCUCAGUCUUCCAGCCAACAUACUGACAGCACUGUAAGUAGUUCUUCGUCUACAAGCCAACCAACCACUGUAUCUACAGGAACGUCAAAAGGGCCUGCUGACAGCAGUGUAAGUGGUCCUCAAUCUACAAGCCAAUCCACUACUGCCUCUACAGUCACACCAACGAGUCCAACUGACAGCAGUGUAAGUGGUUCUCAGUCUACAAGCCAACCCACGUCUGCCUCUAAAGUUAGCUCAAAUUGGCCAACUGACAGCAGUGUAAGUGGUUCUCAGUCUACAAGCCAAUCUACGACUGUCUCUACAGCGAAGUCGACAAGACCCACUGACAGCAGUGAAAGUGGUUCUCAGUCCACAAGCCAACCCACGUCUGCCUCUACAGUCACGCCAGCAAGUUCAACUGACAGCAGGGUAAGUGGUUCUCUGUCUACAAGCCAACCAACGUCUGCCUCUACAGUCACACCAGCAAGUUCAACUGACAGCAGUGUAAGUGGUUCACAGUCUACAAGCGAACCCGCGUCUGCCUCUACAGUCACGCCAGCAAGUCCAACUGACAGCAGUGAAAGUGGUUCACAAUAUACGAGCCGAUCUACGACUGUCUCUAUAUUCUCGUCAAUGAGACCAACUGACAGCAAUGUAAGUGGUUCUCAGUCUACAAGCCAACCAACGUCUGCCUCUACAGUGACGCCAGCAAGUCAAACAGACAGCAGUGAAAGUGGUUCACCGUCUACGAGCCAAUCCACGACUGUCUCUACAGUAAAAUCAACGAGACAAACUGACAGCAGUAUAAGUGAUUCUCAAUCUACAAGCCAACCAACGUUGGUCUCUACAGUCAGGACAAAGUGGCCCGCUGACAGCAGUGUAAGUGGUUCACUAUCUACAAGCCAAUCUAUGACUGUCUCUACUGUCACGCCACCAAGUCCAACUCAGAGCAGUAUAAGUGGUUCUCAGUCUUCAAGCCAACCUACUGACAGCACUGUAAGUAGUUCAUCGUCUACAAGCCAACCAACCACUGUAUCUACAGGAACGUCAAAAGGGCCAGCUGUCAGCAGUGUAAGUGGUUCUCAAUCUACAAGCCAAUCCAGUACUGUCUCUACAGUCACGCCAACGAGUCCAACUGCCAGCAGUGUAAGUGGGUCUCAGUCUACAAGCCAAUCCUCGUCUAUAUCUACAUUUAGGUCAAAGGAGACAACUGGCAGCAGUGUAAGUGUUUCUCAGUCUACAGUCCAAUCUACGACUGUCUCUACAGCCACGUCAACAAGACCCACUGACAGCAGUGUAAGUGGUUCUCAGUCUACAAGCCAACCCACGUCUGCCUCUACAGUCACGCCAGCAAGUCCAACUGACAGCAGUGAAAGUGGUUCACAAUAUACGAGCCAGUCUACGACUGUCUCUACAUUCUCGUCAACGAGACCAACUGACAGCAAUGUAAGUGGUUCUCAGUCUACAAGCCAACCAACGUCUGUCGCUACAGUGACGCCUGCAAGUCCAACAGACAGCAGUGAAAUUGGUUCACCGUCUACGACACAAUCCAAGAUUGUCUCUACAGUCAUAUCAACGAGACCAACUGACAGCAAUGUAAGUGGUUCUCAGUCUACAAGCCAACCAACGUUUGUCUCUACAGUCAAGACAAAGGGGCCAACUGACAGCAGUGUAAGUGGUUCACUAUCUACAAGCCAACCUAUGACUGUCUCUACUGUCACGACAGCAAGUCCAACUCAGAGCAGAAUAAGUGGUUCUCAGUCUUCCAUUCAACCUACUGACAGAUCUGUAAGUAGUUUUUCGUCGACAAGCCAACCAACCAUUGUAUCUACAGGAACGUCAAAAGGGCCAGCUGACAGCAGUGUAAGUGGUUCUCAAUCUACAGGCCGAUCCACUACUGUCUCUACAGUCACGCCAACUGACAGCAGUGUAAGUGGUUCUCAGUCUACAAGCCAACCCACGUCUAUCUCUACAUUCAGGUCAAAUGGGCCAACUGACAGCAGUGUAAGUGGUUCUCAGUCUACAAGCCAAUCUACGACUGUCUCUACAGCCACGUCAACUAGACCCACUUUCAGCAGCGAAAGUGGUUCUCAGUCUACAAGCCAAGCCACGUAUGUGUCGACAGUCACGUCAGCAAGUUCAAUUAACAGCAGUGUAGGUGGUUCUCAGUCAACAGGCCAACCCACGUCUGCCUCUACAGUCACGCCAGCAAGUCCAACUGACAGCAGUGAAAGUGGAUCUCAAUAUACGAGCCAUUCUACGACUGUCUCUACAUUCUCGUCAAGAAGACCAACUGACAGCAGCGUAAGUGGUUCACUAUCUACAAGCCAAUCUAUGACUGUCUCUACUGUCACGCCACCAAGUCCAACUCAGAUCAGUAUAAGUGGUUCUCAGUCUUCCAGCCAACCUACUGACAGCACUGUAAGUAGUUCUUCAUCUACAAGCCAACCAACCACUGUAUCUACAAGAACGUCAAAAGGGCCUGCUGACAGCAGUGUAAGUGGUCCUCAAUCUACAAGCCAAUCCACUACUGCCUCUACAGUCACACCAACGAGUCCAACUGACAGCAGUGUAAGUGGUUCUCAGUCUACAAGCCAACCCACGUCUGCCUCUACAGCCACGUCAUCAAGACCCACUGACAGCAGUGAAAGUGGUUCUCAGUCCACAAGCCAACCAACGUCUGCCUCUACAGUGACGCCAGCAAGUUCAACUGACAGCAGUGUAAGUGGUUCUCUGUCUACAAGCCAACCCACGUCUGCCUCUACAAUCACACCAGCAAGUUCAACUGACAGCAGUGUAAGUGGUUCACACUCUACAAGCGAACCCGUGUCUGCCUCUACAGUCACGCCAGCAAGUCCAACUGACAGCAGUGAAAGUGGUUCACAAUAUACGAGCCGAUCUACGACUGUCUCUACAUUCUCGUCAAUGAGACCAACUGACAGCAAUGUAAGUGGUUCUCAGUCUACAAGCCAACCAACGUCUGCCUCUACAGUAACGCCAGCAAGUCAAACAGACAGCAGUGAAAGUGGUUCACCCUCUACGAGCCAAUCCACGACUGUCUCUACAGUCAAAUCAACGAGACAAACUGACAGCAGUAUAAGUGGUUCUCAGUCUACAAGCCAACCAACGUCUGCCUCUACAGUGACGCCAGCAAGUCUAACUGACAGCAGUGUAAGUGGUUCUCAAUCUACAAGCCAAUCAACGUUUGUAUCUACAGUCAGGACAAAGGGGCCAACUGACAGCAGCGUAAGUGGUUCACUAUCUACAAGCCAAUCUAUGACUGUCUCUACUGUCACGCCACCAAGUCCAACUCAGAUCAGUAUAAGUGGUUCUCAGUCUUCCAGCCAACUUACUGACAGCACUGUAAGUAGUUCUUCGUCUACAUGCCAACCAACCACUGUAUCUACAGGAAUGUCAAAAGGGCCUGCUGACAGCAGUGUAAGUGGUCCUCAAUCUACAAGCCAAUCCACUACUGCCUCUACAGUCACACCAACGAGUCCAACUGACAGCAGUGUAAGUAGUUCUCAGUCUACAAGCCAACCCAUGUCUGCCUCUACAGUCAGCUCAAAUCGGCCAACUGACAGCAGUGUAAGUGGUUCUCAGUCUACAAGCCAAUCUACGACAGUCUCUACAGCCACGUCAACAAGACCCACUGACAGCAGUGAAAGUGGUUCUCAGUCCACAAGCCAACCCACGACUGCCUCUACAGUCACGCCAGCAAGUUCAACUGACAGCAGUGUAAGUGGUUCUCUAUCUACAAGCCAACCCACGUCUGCCUCUACAGUCAAACCAGCAAGUUCAACUGACAGCAGUGUAAGUGGUUCACAGUCUACAAGCGAUCCCGCGUCUGCCUCUACAGUCACGCCAGCAAGUCCAACUGACAGCAGUGAAAGUGGUUCACAAUAUACGAGCCGAUCUACGACUGUCUCUACAUUCUCGUCUAUGAGACCAACUGACAGCAAUGUAAGUGGUUCUCAGUCUACAAGCCAACCAACGUCUGCCUCUACAGUGACGCCAGCAAGUCAAACAGACAGCAGUGAAAGUGGUUCACCGUCUACGAGCCAAUCCACGACUGUCUCUACAGUCAUAUCAACGAGACAAACUGACAGCAGUAUAAGUGAUUCUCAAUCUUCAAGCCAACCAACGUUGGUCUCUACAGUCAGGACAAAGUGGCCCACUGACAGCAGUGUAAGUGGUUCACUAUCUACAAGCCAAUCUAUGACUGUCUCUACUGUCACGCCACCAAGUCCAACUCAGAGCAGUAUAAGUGGUUCUCAGUCUUCAAGCCAACCUACUGACAGCACUGUAAGUAGUUCAUCGUCUACAAGCCAACCAACCACUGUAUCUACAGGAACGUCAAAAGGGCCAGCUGUCAGCAGUGUAAGUGGUUCUCAAUCUACAAGCCAAUCCAGUACUGUCUCUACAGUCACGCCAACGAGUCCAACUGUCAGCAGUGUAAGUGGGUUUCAGUCUACAAGCCAAUCCUCGUCUAUCUCUACAUUUAGGUCAAAGGAGCCAACUGGCAACAGUGUAAGUGUUUCUCAGUCUACACGCCAAUCUACGACUGUCUCUACAGCCACGUCAACAAGACCCACUGACAGCAGUGAAAGUGGUUCUCAGUCCACAAGCCAACCCACGUCUGCCUCUACAGUCACGCCAGCAAGUUCAACUGACAGCAGUGUAAGUGGUUCUCUGUCUACAAGCCAACCCACGUCUGCCUCUACAGUCACACCAGCAAGUUCAACUGACAGCAGUGUAAAUGGUUCACAGUCUACAAGCGAACCCGCGUCUGCCUCUACAGUCACGCCAGCAAGUCCAACUGACAGCAGUGAAAGUGGUUCACAAUAUACGAGCCAAUCUACGACUGCCUCUACAUUCUCGUCAACGAGACCAACUAACAGCAAUGUAAGUGGUUCUCAGUCUACAAGCCAACCAACGUCUGCCUCUACAGUGACGCCAGCAAGUCCAACAGAUAGCAGUGAAAGUGGUUCACCGUCUACGAGCCAAUCCACGACUGUCUCUACAGUCAUAUCAACGAGACCAACUGGCAGCAGUAUAAGUGAUUCUCAAUCUACAAGCCAACCAACAUUUGUCUCUACAGUCAGGACAAAGUGGCCCACUGACAGCAGUGUAAGUGGUUCACUAUCUACAAGCCAAUCUAUGACUGUCUCUACUGUCACGCCACCAAGUCCAACUAAGAGCAGUAUAAGUGGUUCUCAGUCUUCAAGCCAACCUACUGACAGCACUGUAAGUAGUUCUUCGUCUACCAGUCAACCAACCACUGUAUCUACAGGAACGUCAAAAGGGCCAGCUGUCAGCAGUGUAAGUGGUUUCCAGUCCACAAGCCAACCCACGACUGUCUCUACAGUCAGGUCAACGAGUCUAACUAGCACCGGUUUGAGCGGACCUACAUCAUCAAACCAGCCCACGACUGUCUCUACAGUGACUUCAACUGGUUCAGCUGACGGCAGUGCAGACGUGUCUACGUCUUCAAACCGACCAAGGACUACAGUCACAUUAACAAGUUCAACUGACCCUAGUACAAAAUUCUCGUCUUCAAAGCAAUCAACAACUGUCAAUGGCGUUUCAGUGACUCCUGAACCAAGCAGAACAACCAUAUUCCCGACAGCGUAUCCAACUGUUCAACCAGAUACAGAAAAAGCUGUAUAUGUUUUUCGUUUCGAAGUGACAAUUGAUGGUAACUUUUCUGAAGGCUUGGACAAGGAUGAGGAUUUCAUAUGCUCUUUAAAUAAAACGUUAUUUGACAACAUUUUCGAUGGUAUACCUGCAGGUGUCAGUCUAAGUUUCACAUUUAGAAAAGGGAGUAUCAUAGCAGCUGUUACAGCAGAACUGGAAAAGAAUAAAAUUGAAAACAACAGCACAAAUAUUUCUACUGUCCUAGAUACAAUAAAAAAUAACGCUCAAGAUAAUGCAGAAAAUAUAAACACAACAAAAGGUCUCAUUGAGGAUGCCAGUGCUUUUUAUACUAGUUUCGAAAAUGAAAUCAGCACUUUUACGGCUAUGCUGAAGGAUGACCCAUGUUCUGUACAAUCUAAAGUAUGUGAUUUGUCAUACUUUUAUACGUGCCAAAACAAUAAAGAUGAUGAAAAGGGCAAGUGCAGGCACGAAUGCGAAAGAGAACCUGGUUUCUGUGGAGAAAAUGGACAGUGUUUCUACGACAUUACAAGCAACGUUAAGGCAUGCAGAUGCAAACGUACCUCGUUCCAUGUGUAUCACGGGGACCGUUGUGAGGAAUUCACGGCGACCAAGGAGUUUGUGUUGGCGGUAUCCCUCGGUGCUGGCGGUGGUAUUAUUCUCAUAUUGUUCAUUGUUAUCAUCUGCAUGUGUGCUAGAAGACGAGCAAGCUCAAAAAAUAAUCUCAGUGGGUAUGAAGAAUCAGAGUGGGAGGUAGUGCUAAAAGACACCGGCUUUAGAUCUGGUGUUGAUAAAACUGGACCUCUGUACUGGAGAUAUCACCGCCAGCCGGGGCAUAUCAACCAGGCAUAUGAGCCGUUUUUCACCGGAAGUGGUCGUGGCGGACCAUCAGUGUAUCUUCCGAUAGACAAUGACCAGGGUUCGAGUUUCAAUAUCGCACAGUAUUAUUCUGCAAUAGAUCCUGCAGCAGACUAUUCAAUAAAAAGACCUCGUGUAUCAACCCAGCCCAGUGAAAUGUACAACAGUAUCUAUUUAGAUAACUUUACAAAUUCACCUGGUGAUACGCCAAGACCUCUUAUAACUGACAUGAAGACAACAUUGUGAAUAUAAAAUGUUAAAACAAAACAUGAGUCAGAAAAUACCAGCUGUAAUCAAGACGGAAAAAAUACGACAUCGUUCAUCUGUGUGUAAAUAAUCUCUCCUCGUGUUUUCAUUUUUACAAAUAAUGAAUUCAAAAUGUUGACGAUAACAGACAACGGUUUCAUAUGAGCAAUAGUCUUUGCUCUAGCCCUCGAUGGAAUACAUUGAGAAUGUUGUAGAUGGAACUUCAAUCCAUUAUAUAGAAAACUUUUCAGACAGUUUCUCUGGACACCCUGAUUGGUCGGUUUAAAAGACGAAAAUAAACAAUGAUUAUACUUAUGCAAAUAUGUGGGAUUUCAAAAGAAAAUGCUAACUACGCUACAAGUGAAUAAAUGUUUUAGGUGGUGUAAAAUGCUCGAAGAUUCUAUAUAAUCUUCUUAUUAAUAUCUUUAAAUCUCUUUACAGAUUAAUCAAAGCUGAGCAUUUGAUUUUAUGAUCACAAAAAGAUAUGGUUUAAAUUUUGGUAGCCCAUAUACCUUUUAAGAUGAUAAGCAUUAUAUAUUUUAGUCCCUGCUCUUGAGAACAAUAAAGCAGGGUGUUGAAAAAGAGAUUUGUAAUGACUUUAUAACGUUUCCGUAAUGUUUUAAUGGAUAACCCUCUCUCACUGCACAUGUAAGAGCAGAAAAUGAAUUUUAAAACGGAUAUCAAAACUCUGCGGAACGGUUCCCCCAGACAGGGCAUACCGUAUGCAAUUUAGUGACUAUUUGCAAUUUAGUGAAUACUUUAUGUACAACAGGACUCAGCUUUAACUAUGCUCAAAUAUUGAAGAUAAUACGUAGUAUUCUUUUAAUUGACCUAUUUCAUUUUUGUAUCAUAGCCAUUUAUAACUUUCUUCUACCUGUUUACAGAUUUACUAUCUUUACUAUCCAGAAACGUAUUGUUGUACAUAUGUAUAUAUUCUUGAAAUACAAACCUUUCAAGAUAUUUAUAGUGGGUAAAAUUUCAUAAAGCAUCAGACACACAAGAAAUUGUUAUCGAUUUAAAGCAACUUUCGUCUUUUGCCAUUGUGUUGUUAUUCAGUCCAUUUUUAUAACAUUUUCAUCUCAAGAAUUAUGUAUACAUCAUAUACGGUAUAUACAGAAAAGAAAUAUAUUAUCAUGUAAAAAGAAAUCAUGUAUA